UUUACUCCAAAUGUUGACAGCCAAAUGGCCCAAAACAACCAGCGAGGGGCAGUCAUCGAAACUCAAGUCGGGUCAUAGUGGGCCGUGGUUGAACGGGUUAGGUUUAGGGUUGAACGCAUGACAAAGCGUAUGACAUGGCAUGACAUGUAGAGGGUCAAACAAAAUGGAGAAGGACGAAGCAACUAUGAGGGCAGUGGUUAUUGGGUGCAAGGUCAUAUGUCUAAAAUUUUGUAUUGUUAACAUGGGAUAUGAUGCUGAUAAACUAAAAGCAGUAUCAGGAAGUAAUAGCACUUGUAAUACGAGUUCAGAAAAUGUCCCGCCUAAGGAUCUCAAUUAUUCUACACUAACGGCUGCUGUUCCAUCAGACCAGCCUUUCACCGUGACAUUUCAAAGGACAGUUACAAAUGUUGGCAAUGCAAAUUCCACUUACAUAGCCGAAGUUUCUGCACACUCUAAACUUAAUGUCAGUGUGGUUCCUACAGUUCUAUCUUUCAACUCUAUGAGGGAGAACGAGUCUUUUCAAGUGACUGUAACAGGAGGAGCUUUGAAAAUUUUCACGGUGGUGUCUACUUCAAUGUCAUGGUCAGAUGGCAGCCAUAUUGUUAGAAGUCCAAUUGUUAUUCACACAUAUCAUGGAUUAGGAAUUUGACCAGCGAAUGUUACUGGAGAAGCUGUAACAGAUUCAAAAGCCGUACAUUAACAUUUUUUUUUUUAUCAGCCAAGCCCCACAUGAACUAAUAGUGUCUGCAUCGUUAUUGUGGUUAGAUGGUGGCUACAGCAUUAGAAGUCCAAUCAUCAUUCACUGAUUUUUUCAUGUAUGCUUAAGGCCUUAAGAGGCAUGUU
Molecule: messenger RNA, 843 nt
Organism: Rubroshorea leprosula
Lineage: Eukaryota; Viridiplantae; Streptophyta; Magnoliopsida; Malvales; Dipterocarpaceae
Source: the annotation of a GenBank genome assembly